Molecule: messenger RNA, 1386 nt
Organism: Fukomys damarensis (Damara mole-rat)
Lineage: Eukaryota; Metazoa; Chordata; Mammalia; Rodentia; Bathyergidae
Gene: Dusp19
Product: dual specificity phosphatase 19
Exons: 4
Coding region: 519-1208 (229 amino acids)
Biological process (GO): protein dephosphorylation; regulation of MAP kinase activity
Cellular component (GO): cytoplasm
Molecular function (GO): JUN kinase phosphatase activity
Source: RefSeq, a predicted model, not a curated record
AGUGACAUCACAAAGUGAGAAGGACACCAGCAAAGAGUAAAAACAACAGGGCAGCUACCAGGCCCUGGGGCAGGCUGAGCCACGGAGCGCGCUGGACUCCGCCGCUGCUCUAAAAGGGGAGCGAUCCACGACUGACAGCAAUCGUGGCCUUCAAGAGGGCCUGGAGACACGGGCACCUCUCCAGUUAUGUUUUAACUUCGAUCAUUCUGUGUGCAUAACUAGGCUGUAUCAAAAGCGCUACAGGACGGAAAAUCUCUAGCACAACGCAGCUCGUUUGGAAAACGCAGCCGACCGGAAGAAGAAUCAGCAACCAAUCGGCGCCCGGGUCUCAGCGGCCAAUCAAACCUCGCCUUUCACUGCCGCGCCGGAACUAGACCUCGGUUGUCUGGGUCUCUGCUGUCCCCUGCCCGGCCGAGCACCCGUGAGGCCGCGCUCGUUACCUGGACACAGGGGACGGCAGUUCAGCCCCGGUCUGCUAGCUGCUUUGCUUGUCUUUGUCCCCAGCCUCUGCUCGUGGGAUGCACUCCCUGAACCAGGAAAUCAGAGCAUUCUCCCGGAAUAAUCUCAGGAAGCAGUGCACCAGGGUGACCACGCUCACGGGGAAGAAAAUCGUAGAGACGUGGAAAGAUGCCAGGAUUCAGGUGGUGCAAGAAGUAGAGCCCAGCAGUGGGGGUGGUUGUUUCUAUGUGCAGGACCCUAGCUCCGACCUGCAGGUCGGCGUGGUGAAGCCUUGGUUGCUCUUGGGGUCACAAGAUGCUGCUCAUGAUCUGGAUGUACUGAAAAAGCACAAGGUGACUCACAUUCUCAAUGUUGCAUAUGGAGUUGAAAAUGCUUUCCCCGAUGAGUUUACAUAUAAGAAUAUUUCUAUAUUGGAUCUGCCUGAAACCAGUAUCCUGUCUUAUUUUCCAGAAUGUUUUGAAUUUGUUGAACAAGCAAAAAUGAAGGAUGGUGUGGUUCUUGUUCACUGUAAUGCAGGAGUUUCCAGAGCUGCUGCAAUUGUAAUAGGCUUCCUGAUGAAUUCCGAAGAAAUCUCAUUUAGUAGUGCUUUUUCUUUGGUGAAAAAUGCAAGGCCUUCGAUAUGUCCAAAUUCUGGCUUCAUGGAACAGCUUCGUAUGUAUCAAGAGGUCAAAAAAAGCAAUAUAUGGGACAAACUACCGGAAUCGGAAAGGGACAGAAAUUCACAAGUUGCAGAUGAUGGACAAAUGUAAUUUUGAAUUGGUCUUUGUAGGUGUCUUUCUUGUUGGAAAAUAGACUACUAAAAAUUCCUUUUCUUUUGUUUUUCACCAGUGGAAAUGGAGGUCAAUUUGAUUGUUCUAAGCUAGUAUAUGAAAUACAUUUUUAAAUUAUAUUACUUUCUUUCUUUUUUUUUCAGUCUUGAGUUUUCAA